GCUGGUGGUUAUGUUGAAAGUGAAUGCUUUCUAAAUCCUCGGCUUCGGCGUUUGCGGCGUAUGCCGUGUUCUGUUCAGGCGUGUGUUUUACUGCUAACCACGUGCAAGAGUUAACGUCCGCACACAACCAUGGAAGAAAAAGUCAAAAAGAAGAAGUCCAAGGAGGGCAAAUUCAAGACUCUCGGCGAAAUCCACUCUAAAUGCGAGUUUAAACUGGAGUCUUCUGAUUUGAAACCGCCACCGAUCGAUUCCUCAGAAUGGCCUCUCCUUCUGAAGAAUUUUGAUCGCAUGAAUGUUCGCACGGCGCAUUUCACACCUCUUCCGUUCGGUGCGUCGCCUCUGAAACGAAGCAUUGAAGACUAUGUUAGGAGUGGCUACAUUAAUUUGGAUAAACCGAGUAACCCCAGUUCGCACGAGGUGGUCGCAUGGAUUAAGAGAAUCCUCAAAGUAGACAAAACUGGACAUUCCGGCACGCUCGAUCCCAAAGUAUCAGGAUGCUUGAUUGUGUGCGUUUCGCGAGCGACGCGUCUGGUCAAGUCGCAGCAGAGCGCUGGCAAGGAGUACGUUUGCAUUUUCAAGCUGCACAGCGCGCCUGGCAGCAAAACCAGCCUGGUGGCGCCGGGCAGCGAUGGCGAAAUCGGACUCGUGUCCCGCGGCCUCGAGCAGCUGCGAGGCGCCCUCUUCCAGAGACCACCACUGAUCUCCGCCGUGAAAAGACAGCUGCGCGUCCGUACCAUUUACGAAAGCAAACUGAUUGAGUACAGUCCAGAGAAGAAUCUGGGCAUCUUCUGGGUCAGCUGCGAGGCGGGAACGUACGUCCGAACGCUAUGCGUGCACUUGGGCCUUGUUCUCGGCGUCGGUGGACAAAUGGAGGAACUCAGGCGAGUUCGAUCAGGCAACCAGGGUGAAAAUCAGGGUUUGAGUACCAUGCACGACGUGCUUGACGCACAGUGGCUCUAUGAAAAUCACAAGGACGAAAGUUACUUGCGGAGGGUGAUCCAUCCUCUGGAGGGCCUGUUGGUUAAACACAAGCGAAUCGUCAUGAAGGACAGCGCUGUCAACGCAGUUUGCUACGGUGCCAAAAUUAUGCUUCCUGGUGUUUUGAGGUAUGACGACGGAAUCGAAAUGAACGAGGAGAUUGUCAUCAUCACCACUAAGGGCGAGGCCAUUUGUUUAGGUAUUGCCCUGAUGACUUCGAGUACAAUAAUGUCCUGCGACCACGGCUCGGUGGCCAAAAUCAAGAGGGUCAUCAUGGAGAGGGACACGUACCCUAGGAAAUGGGGUCUCGGACCCAAGGCCCUCAUGAAGAAGCAGUUGAUCAAGCAGGGCAUGCUUGACCAGUAUGGCAAGCCAAACGACAAAACUCCUGCCAAUUACCUCUCACAAAGCUACCAGGACAUAAGUGCACAAGCUGGCGCUGAAAAGAGACCGCGUGAAAGCUUAGGCAAUGGAAACGACGAAGAGAUAGCAGCUCCUAAAGAGAAGAAGAAAAAGAAAAAGUCCGUUGUGGAAGAUGCUGAAAGCACUGAAACGGCUCAAGUAGAAGGCGAAACUCCUAAGAAAAAGAAAAAGAAGAAGCAGGUAGAGGAGGAAGUUGAGCAAGCUACAGAAGCGACAGAGGAACCAACGUCAGAAAAAAAGAAAAAGAAGAAGAAAAAGGUGCAAGAGGAAGCAGAGUAAUUUUAUCAUGUAUGAGAAAUAAAUUUUUUGUAUAACACGCAA
Messenger RNA from Cloeon dipterum, 1722 nucleotides. RefSeq names its product dyskerin pseudouridine synthase 1 Nop60B (gene Nop60B). Gene Ontology annotation, cellular component: box H/ACA snoRNP complex. Bases 130 to 1680 code for a protein of 516 amino acids. The record is from RefSeq and is a predicted model, not a curated record. The transcript is spliced from 8 exons. Gene Ontology annotation, biological process: rRNA pseudouridine synthesis; snRNA pseudouridine synthesis; mRNA pseudouridine synthesis. Gene Ontology annotation, molecular function: RNA binding; pseudouridine synthase activity. Lineage: Eukaryota; Metazoa; Arthropoda; Insecta; Ephemeroptera; Baetidae.